GGAGGAGCGAGUGUCAGUGGCUCACUAGAUCCUGUGUCGUGAGGAGGGAAGACGCUGAAGGAGAGACGCUAGAAACGGCGAUAAACAAGGAGAAAGAUACAGAUAAUAAGAAAAAGGGAGAAAAAAGACAGAAAGAAGUAAAGGCGAAAGACAAGUGUUUGUGAGAAGAAGUGUAAGAUAAACCAGGAGGUAAAGGACUUCAUUCACCUGUGGAAAUUACGUUAAUCAGGGUUGAGAUCUCCCUGACGAUGCCAGCGGGGACUUCGACGCGGAGGAAGGCCAUGAUCCUCCUGACGGCGGCGCUCGGCCUGGCGCUGCUGUCCCUCCCAGGCUCGGCCAAGGGCGCAGCCAUGCUCUCCCGGCACAGAAGGCAAGGUAACGACAACGAGACCAUCACCUUCCAGUUGGGGACCGAAGACCCGUCCGCCUGCACGACGCCGCUCGGACAGAAUGGGAAAUGCAGACCGUUAGUCAGCUGUUCUAUCCUCUAUGAUCAGCUGAGGAACAAUCCGCCAAUUGAAUUUAUCAAUAUUUUGAGACAGAGCAUUUGCCGCUUCGAGAAGUCCACGCCCAUCGUCUGCUGCCCGGAUACCGCGCCUGUCGUGUCCACCGAGGCGCCGGUCAUCACCACGAAACCGGUCACGACUCCCAGUACGACUCCCAGUACGACUCCCAGUACGACUCCUAGCACCACCCCUAGCACCACGCCCAGUACGACACCCAGUACGACUCCUAGCACUACUCCUAGCACUACCCCUAGCACCACGCCUAGUACUACUCCUAGCACAACGCCUAGUACCGAACCAACCACUGCGCAACCCACAACGCCCCCAGUCCCCACCGAAAAGGAUCUCCUUCCCGAGGAAUGUGGCAGACCCGACUUUAUCCUCAGGAUCGUGCAAGGCAAGAGGGCCGCUGAAGGCGAGUUCCCGUGGAUGGCUGUUCUGGGUUACGAGGACGGAAGGGGCCAAAUAAGCUUCCUCUGCGGUGGAGCUCUCAUCACCAACCAACACGUGGUGACGGCGGCUCACUGCAUUCACGAUCGAAGUGAUCUGGCGGUCGUGCGUCUGGGCGAACACGAUCUCGACAGAGAAGACGAGGUGGACCACAUGGACUUCAAGAUCGCCGAGAAGAUUGUUCACGAGGAAUUCAACACCGUGUCCUUCGCGAACGACAUCGCCGUCCUUAAACUCGAAAAGCCGGUCACCUUUGGCAAGUACGUGAGCCCUGUCUGCAUGCCUUUGAUCGACGAACUUCUCCAGGUAAAUCUGAAGGUCAACGACGGCAUCAUCGCUGGCUGGGGUUCAGUCUCGUUCAAUAACGUGUCAUCAUCUAUGCUCCUGAAGGCAAGAGUGCCGCUUGUAGAGGAGGCUACAUGUCGCAAGAAAUAUGAAGUAUUCCGACAAGUUGUCAUUGACAGCACAACCCUCUGCGCUGGCAAUGGUACCACGGACGCAUGCCAGGGCGAUUCCGGCGGCCCCAUGAUCAUCUACCGAAACAACCGGGCCUAUCUCGUCGGCGUGGUGUCCUUCGGAUUCAGAUGUUCGGAGCCAGACUUCCCCGGGGUGUACACACGAGUCACCGAGUAUAACGACUGGGUCAUCUCCAAGCUGCAGGGCAGAGCACGGAGGGAGGCUCCUCUGUUUAUUGAAUGAGACGGCUAGGGAAGUGGCAGAGUCUCCUGUGCGAUUUCUUUCCUUUUUCUAAUUAGGUUACUACAGUGUACCACCCAUGUUUUCUUCAUUCGUUCGUUGUUGCGCGUUUCUGGUGGAAACAAGCAGUUGCGAUCAAACGCUGUAAUCUGGCAGAAAGUGCAGCAAAAUACUGCUGAUUGACUGAACUAUUUGCCUUGAUCAAUCAGCGCCGUACACGUGACGGAUAUGGACUGGCAGACUUUAUUCUCCCUUUAAAAAUUGACCGUUAAAUUCGCGAUUGUUGCAUCAUUAAACUUAUUGUUCAUUUCGUAUUUAUGAUUGAAUUUUGUAUAUGUUAUUUAUCGGAGAGGCCAGUCUGCUUCCGUUAUAUUCUGCAUCCACUAUUCAUGGCAUUUUGAUAUUACAUAGAUAUUUAUACUGUUAGGCGUAUUAUACAAUGGGAUGAGAUAGAAUGCAUAUUUAUGAAAAUAUCAGCCAAUAGUUUCGCUUCAGUAAAGGACAGAUUUGAAAAUACUGAGCAAUUCCCACUUAACUUUGUCAUUACAAAAAGGAAAUUUCGUAAAUAAGCGUUUCGGGCCAAAGACGCCUUAAAUUAUGUAUUAUACGUUAGUCACCAAAGUUUAGCUGCUUCGAUGUUGCUCCGUUUUGUCACUGGGAGGUUCAAGUGAAAACACGCGGAUUCAACCAAGAUUAGCACGUUAUAUUAAGGUCGAGAGAAUGGCCAACUCGGGUAACAAACACUUAUUCAAUCGUCAAUCUUUUGUGUUUUUUUUUAAGAAAACAACACAAUUCAGGAUAGGUAAUGUUCUUAAGAAUAUGUGAUCGAAACUCGAUGUGGUAAUCUUUUGUUUGUUGAAAAGGUAUUUUCAUGAUUGGAUAUUAUUCUGUUUCACUGUGAUAAUCCUGCUGAUAUUAUCAUAUCACUGAAUAAAGGAUGGAUAAAAA
Penaeus chinensis is the source of this 2600-nucleotide messenger RNA. Its product is annotated as proclotting enzyme-like. The record is from RefSeq and is a predicted model, not a curated record. Gene Ontology annotation, biological process: proteolysis. NCBI's taxonomy places the organism in Eukaryota, Metazoa, Arthropoda, Malacostraca, Decapoda, Penaeidae. Gene Ontology annotation, molecular function: serine-type endopeptidase activity. The transcript has 10 exons. Bases 249 to 1655 code for a protein of 468 amino acids.